AUGUCGACACCCUUGGCUGCCUCCUCAUCCCCUACGAAGUUUAUAGGAUUUCUUCCGGCCAUUGCAGAGAAAUUGAUAAACGAAGAUGAACAACAGAGGGCCAGAAUUCUAUCCGAGUUGCACGACAUACCUCCUUCACACUAUCUUGAAGCCUAUUUCGAUGAAUUAAAGGAUUUUUCUCGUCCUAGAACCGAAGACACUAUCAUUGAAGGUGCAUGCCGGUUUGCUUUCUUCACCAACCUGGAUGGGCCCAAACGAGCCAAAUACUACGGCUCUGAACUGAAAGGCCUGCAUUACGUGGAUUCAUUCACAGAAUUAUGGAACUCUCACUAUCCCACAGUGCGCCUAACCGCGGCGCAUAUGGAUGUUAAGCGCGUAUGUCCUCCGAGCUGGUCGAGUGUCAAAGGAGACAGCGGAUGGACGUUGACUUAUCGAGGAGAAGGAACGACAAGUCAAGCUCUCAAUGAAUUGCUUCUAGGUCCCACUGUCCUUGACUGCGGACUCUGGACCGAAAUGGCGGAAUGGAACAAAAUACGCUGGAUGCUGGGAGACCCUGAAGUUGACCUCAAGUUCAAGUUUCGAAAAGGAGAGUUCUAUCUAACGCAAAGGUGUUUUACCCCUCGGGGUAAUCUCCUUUACCGUUUUUACGACCCUGUCGAGGAGAAACAUCGUAUCCGGGUGAGGCUUGUGUUCAAUCACGCAACAUAUUCUUAUAAACAUCCAGGAGGCAUGGCACGACUAUUCCAUGCUUUGGAAGUUGACGGCCGCUGCAUGAUCUUCUCGCCCGGGGCGUUUAGCCACAUCUUGACACCCGUUGAGCUCGACCAGCUGCUUAAAGAACUAUACAAUGAACCCCGAACGAUCGCAGACUUGGAGGAAUUGUACGUACGACGGCAGUUUGAUAGUACACUUCCCGAAGAACUGGAAACAUAUGAGGCAACGAAGUUAACGGAUGACGAAUGGGAGAAGAGCUUUCCAGAACGACUAAGGAAAGCCUGGGGCCGGCAUCUUGGUUUCAAUCUCUCAAGCCUGGUCAGCUACAUUGAAAAUCCUUUAGCAGUUGAUGAUGCUUCAGAACAGCAUAUUGAGUGCAACGAAAUUCUACCUAAAAUUUAUUAUAGUUCUUAA
Molecule: messenger RNA, 1128 nt
Organism: Exophiala bonariae
Lineage: Eukaryota; Fungi; Ascomycota; Eurotiomycetes; Chaetothyriales; Herpotrichiellaceae
Exons: 1
Coding region: 1-1128 (375 amino acids)
Source: RefSeq, a predicted model, not a curated record